UUUACUCUAUGGUUCACAAAUGCGAACCGAGUUAACUCGGUGCGUACCUAUUUAUUUUUGAUUAAAAUAUAAGAAAAUUAAAUAACUAAUUUACAAAAUGAAUAGGACCUUGCUCUCACGAGCGCUGCUGCUGAACAGCAUAAGGAAUACAGCUAAAAACUCCAAGCAAUCUACCAGGAAUUCUGGACAUGGUUCUUGGUCAUACCGUGUACCUCCACCAAUGCCUUCCAAAAGUGUGGAGAUGAAAGCUAACAUUAUUGGUGGACUCUGCUGGUGGUGGAUCCUUCACCAUAUCUUUACUGAACCGGAACAUAUUUAUGGAGAAUGGCCUUACAUUGACCCAAGCACCUGGACUGAUGCCGAGCUGGGCAUCCCUCCUGAUUCAGCGGGCCCUCUGAAGAAAGAAUAGAUUUUAUUUAUCAAAUUCAUUAGCUUGCUGCAAGACAUACUUUUAUGUGAUAACUAGAAGAAAUACAAUUGCAGAAUAAGCUAAUGAUUGUACAGAUUUAAUUAAUUUAAAUGUAGCAUGAUUCAAUAAUGUUAUAAAUAAAAAACAAAAAUGUUUUCUCUAGCUGA
Messenger RNA from Leguminivora glycinivorella, 576 nucleotides. RefSeq names its product NADH dehydrogenase [ubiquinone] 1 beta subcomplex subunit 2, mitochondrial-like. Lineage: Eukaryota; Metazoa; Arthropoda; Insecta; Lepidoptera; Tortricidae. Gene Ontology annotation, cellular component: mitochondrial inner membrane. The record is from RefSeq and is a predicted model, not a curated record. Bases 98 to 409 code for a protein of 103 amino acids. The transcript has 3 exons.